CUUCCGCCAUCCACUUCCCCUCGCCUUUUCUUUUCAUUUCUUCCACAAAUCUCCCAUUUUUCUUCUUCCCCCUAAGACGCUUCGCCCCAUAACCCAUCUAACAAUGGUAGCGUCAAAAUUCUGUUUUGCUUUGUCUCUUGCUAUUCUUUCAAUCUGGGCCGUUGAUGCUGCCCAACACCAUGCUCUGGCGCCCUCUCCUUCUUCCCCCGUGGACUGCUCCUCUCUGAUUCUCAACAUGGCGGAUUGUUUGUCCUUUGUGUCGAGCGGGAGCAAGACGUCGAAGCCUGAAGGAACCUGUUGUUCUGGCUUGAAAACUGUGUUGAAAGCUGGACCCCAAUGCUUGUGUGAGGCUUUUAAGAGCAGUGCUUCUCUGGGUGUCACUUUGAAUGUCACCAAGGCCAUGACUUUGCCCGCUGCUUGCAAAGUCUCUGCUCCUUCUGCCACUCGGUGUGCAUUGUCUCUCAGUCCUACUGGUGCACCAGGUAUGGCACCGUCAGCAAUAGCAGGUGCGCCGGCAGCAUUCUCAGGAGGAGCAAAUGAGGCAGCACCGGCACCAUCUCCCGGCAGCUCAGGCUCUCAAGUUGUUUCUGCUUCAAUGGGAUCUCUUAUCUUAGGCUUCAUAAUUAUGUUAACCUCUAUGUACUAAGCUAUCCUCUCGUGUUGAUUUACUUCCCCUUUUGUAUUGAUGAUGAGGGUGGAGUAGGUGGCAUUGAUUUUGUGAGCUUUGGACCAUCCUUGUGAGCAUAUUAGAUUAUAUAUUAGUCUGAUAUUUGGAACUCGUAUUCUAUACUAAUAUCCCAUAAUGUUUGUCAAA
Molecule: messenger RNA, 814 nt
Organism: Gossypium raimondii (Peruvian cotton)
Lineage: Eukaryota; Viridiplantae; Streptophyta; Magnoliopsida; Malvales; Malvaceae
Product: non-specific lipid transfer protein GPI-anchored 31
Exons: 3
Coding region: 104-646 (180 amino acids)
Biological process (GO): lipid transport
Molecular function (GO): lipid binding
Source: RefSeq, a predicted model, not a curated record